Messenger RNA from Octopus sinensis (East Asian common octopus), 1543 nucleotides. Its product is annotated as E3 ubiquitin-protein ligase MIB2-like. Gene Ontology annotation, molecular function: protein binding; ubiquitin-protein transferase activity. The transcript has 14 exons. Gene Ontology annotation, cellular component: cytoplasm. The record is from RefSeq and is a predicted model, not a curated record. Lineage: Eukaryota; Metazoa; Mollusca; Cephalopoda; Octopoda; Octopodidae. Bases 45 to 1211 code for a protein of 388 amino acids. Gene Ontology annotation, biological process: protein ubiquitination; signal transduction.
CUGUUUAUUUGUGAAUACGGCAACACUAUAGUGUGGUAUCGUUGAUGCUGGCCCAGGAUUCAGUGAAACUGGAUAUUGGGAAUCAUAAGAAAAUAACACCAUUGCUGGAAGCCGUCUCCAGGGCCCACCUCAGAAUUAUCCGUAAACUUAUUAUACAGGGUGCAAAUAUUAAUGCUGUCGACAAUGAUGGCAAUAAUUGUUUGCACCUCUCCAUAAUAAAGAAAGAGAUGUUCCAUUCUGAGGUGGAACCCAUUCCCAUUUUAGAUGAGUGCUGCAAAGAGCUCCAACUGGACAUGGAUAGGAGGCUCUCUGGAAUAGUAGUUUUGAGUUACCUUGCCAGCCAAGGAGCCAGCUUAUACCAUCGUAAUAAGAAGAAGAAAGUGACCCCAUUGGACUGCAUAGAAAAUCAACAUUUGAAAGAAAAAUUACAAACAUUUUUACAAUCACUGUGUUGGUUUUGUCAAGAGAAAAAGGCUACUGUCACACUCCAUCCAUGUCAACAUACCGUUAUUUGUCAGAAUUGCUGUUCUCAAAUGACAUUUAAGCAAUGCCCCAUAUGUCGACAACACAUACUCCAGAAAAGUGGAUUUGUGUGUCCAAAGUUUGAAGAGAAAGCAGUCCAGACGGUUGCAGAGUCUGUUGUGUGUCCAAGGUGUAGAGAAAAAGCAGUCAAGACGGUUGUAGAAUCUUUUGUGUGUCCAAAGUGUGAAGAAAAAGCAGUCAAGACGGUUGUAGAGUCUGUUGUGUGUCCAAAGUGUAAAGAAAAAGCAGUCAAGACGGUUGUAGAAUCUGUUGAAUGUCCAAAGUGUAAAGAAAAAGUAGAAUCUUUUGUGUGUCCAAAGUCUGAAGAAAAAGGAGUCCAGACGGUUGCAGAAUCUGUUGUGUGUCCAAAGUCUGAAGAAAAAGCAGUCAAGACGGUUGCAGAAUCUGUUGAUUCUGUAAUGGUAGAGGAGAUUCAUCUUCAUAGGGUGUCCCAAAAGUUGGCAGGUAAAUGGAUGGAACUUGGAAGGGAAUUAGGAAUUCGACAAAAUGACCUGGAAAUCAUCAGGCAUGACUAUCCUCAAAGCGUUAGGGAACAAGGCUUCCAGAUGCUGUUCAAAUGGCAUCAAAGUACUGAUCCAGAGAAACGUACACUUCGAAUAUUAAAAGCAGCUCUUAAGGAAACUGAAUGUUAUGAUGCACUCAAAUGUUUAUCAUCAGAAUUCAAUUGAAUUUCUUUGUAAAUUGUUGCUGUUGCUUAGUCGCAAGUCUGUCUUUACCACAGACCUAUUAUCAAAUGCCUUCCAUCCAGGACCAUCCUGUCUUUUUCAUAAGUAUAGAGAACGUAGAACCACAUUGUUUAAUGUGUCCUUCUUUAAGGUGAUAAGUUAUGAAUGGAGUAGGAUUUGGGGAUCUUUACCUUUCGACCGGCAGAUUUAGAAAAUAAUUUCUUGUAACUAAACACUUUCAAACUUCGUAUUCUGGUAGAAUGUGUUGUAUAAAACAUCUUUUACUCUUAGCGUUUUGAGAAAAGUUUAUAUUUACAAAGUUAUUUCAUGUUAAA